Molecule: messenger RNA, 1879 nt
Organism: Engraulis encrasicolus (European anchovy)
Lineage: Eukaryota; Metazoa; Chordata; Actinopteri; Clupeiformes; Engraulidae
Product: WD repeat-containing protein 76-like
Exons: 15
Coding region: 61-1584 (507 amino acids)
Biological process (GO): regulation of DNA damage checkpoint
Cellular component (GO): nucleus
Molecular function (GO): DNA binding; protein binding
Source: RefSeq, a predicted model, not a curated record
CCGCAAAACCCUUUUUUGUUUACGCGGGUUACAAAGUUUUAUAAGGGCAACAGGAGAAAGAUGGUACCACCGUCUCCAGGCCACCACCGUCAAACGCAAGUGGACACAGCAUCCACCAAUGAUGUUGUCCAACGUUCAGCUAGAAGGAUUCAGCAGCGUAUACACCUCUCUGUUGACGUUUGUAAGCCAAAGAGAAAGUGCAAGGCGAUGAAAGGGGAUACUGGCUCAACCAAAUAUCAUGACGCGCCUCUGUCUGAGUAUGAAUUGGAGAGGCUUGAGAACAUUCGCCAGAAUAAGGCCUUCCUUUCAGGUCUCAACCUUCCACAGCUGGCUGACAUGAUGAGACCAAAGUCUGUACCUCGGAAAAAGGUGGUAAGGGAGGCCCUUCCUCCUAGGAAGUCACUGCGUCUGCAGAACAUAGACGUGGACGUUCCAGAAUCUGAGGAAGAGCUCAUCCUGGAGGGGCCUGUCCCAAUGUGCCCUUUGAACCUGAAAGAUGGGAGUUCACUUCCUGAGGAGUUGGUCCGUCUGUGGACUGAGGAACCUGUCAAGCAAGACAGAAAAUGGAAAGGAAAGAAAAUGGACUUGGAGAGUUACAAGGAGGGCCUUCAGAAGAUGGGCAUACAGGAGGAUUGUGUUGCGAAGGUGGUGCAGCAAAUUAUCUUCUCAGCGGCUUUCCAUCCCUGUGACGGCAGUCUGCUAAUGGCCGCUGGGGACUUCUGGGGCAAAGUGGGCAUCUGGAAUCCGGAGGCUAGCUGGGGGGACAAUGGAGUUCUGAUCUUCAGACCACACACCAGACAGAUCACCUCCAUGAAGUUUUCAAACUCGCAACCGUCGACCCUCAUCACUACCAGUGCUGACGAGACUGUACGGGCUGGAGAUGUGGAAUGCGCCACUUUUGAUGAGGUGUGCCGUUUUAAGGACUUGAGGAGCUUUGAUUUCUUGUCAGACGACUGCACCACAUUACUCUUAGGAAACAAAUGGGGACGUGUUACCAUCUGCGACAUGCGCACUAGAACGUCAUCACAUGAGUCUUUCUAUGCUAUGGAUCCCUUCUCAAGCAAGAUUAUGCGCUGUGUCCACGUCCAUCCUGUACACCGGAUGUACUUUUUGGCAGCUGGGAUCAAUGGGGUCCGUAUUCAUGAUGUACGGUACCUGAAGAAGGAGUCCAACCAGGCUGUGUCGGACCUGAGGGGGGAGGCUUUUGUCAGGGGUGCCUACUUCUCUCCUGACACAGGAAACCGAGUACUUGGUACCUGCAAUGAUGACACACUCAGGGUGUUUGACACAUCACAGAUGAUCUCUUCACCACCCCUCAUCACCUCCAUCCCGCACAAGACCAAGGUUAAAGGCUCGACCAAUAUCCAGGCCAUGUGGGACCCCAAACAGGAGGACUGCUUUGCUGUGGGCUGCAUUGGAUCGCCACCCAGAAUUAAGGUUUUCCACGAGAAUGGCAAGCUGCUCCACACAUUCGAAAUCCCAGACGAAAUGGCGACAAGCGCUUGCGACAUUGUGGCAUUCCACCCCAGCAGGUUUGCACUGCUUGGGGGAAAUUCCUAUGCCAGACUCCAUGUCUUUACAUAAUCCACCUGCACCUUUUUGGUUAAGUUAAUUCAAUUUAAUAUCAGUUUGUUUUUUUAAUGUGUAGCAAAAAUGUGUUUUGGGCCUGUAUGCCUUUUAUUUUGAUUGGACAGUAAGUCUGAGCCAUGGCAACCACCGUGCAAAUUAUUUGAAACUUUCCAAGUUUCCAUUUUCAUUAUGACCAGUUGCCUUAAAUCUGUCCUGUUUGCCGUUUUGCAGCUAAAAUGUGUACAGUUGAGGUUUGUUGUGUUUCUGUAUGUUGUGUUGAGCACAAAUAAACCUGAAGUUUCUGUGAAGA